CGGGUGGAGCUACCACGCUCAACGGACACCGCACAUGCCGAGACGACGGCUGCGCGAGGGCAUAGCCGUCCCGUGAAAGCACUGCUCGUCUCGCCAGAUAGCAGAUGGGUUGCUAGCGCCGCUUCAGACGGAGCCAUCAUCCUCUGGGAUGCCCGCCGGCAGGUUCUCUCGCGGGAGUGGUCCGCUGUCGGAAAGGUGGAGCACUUCGUGUCUCUCGCCUUCUCUCAAGACAGUCGUUGUCUCGCAUCAGCUGGAGACCACGAACUUGUCGUGUGGUCGAUCAAGGGCGGCGGAGAGGUCGACAGAUUGCACGCCCUCCGGAUGGAGGGCACAACCAUCCGUGCCUGCUCUUGGUCUCCCGACGAUGCGCACCUCGCAAUUGGGUGCACGGAUGCUACCAUCCACAUCCUCCAUGGCCGCACCUUCCAGGAGCUACGCCGAUUGCUCUUCGCCAACGCGCGAUGGCUGCUGUCUGUAGCGCCGGACGUUUCGCACGGCUGUCGUCUCUGGGACAUCGCGGCUGGCAAGUUACGCACAAUUCUCCGUGGACAUACCGCGUCUAUCACGACAGCAUCAUUCAAUCCUACCGGCACACGUCUCGCAACUGCGUCCAUGGACCACACCGUCCGUAUCUGGGACAUCGAGAGAGCGGCACCUUUGGCGGUCCUGCGAGGCCACACCGGUCCGGUUCUAGAUGUCGCGUUCUCGCCCGACGGUAAGUUCGUAUUGUCCGCCUCAGAGGACCGGACUGCGAAGGUAUGGCCCGCUUCGGGCGGACGAUGCACACACUCGUUCAAACACUUCAAUUGGGUGUACGCCGUCAGGUUCUCCUCCGACGGACGAUACAUUGCGACGGCAUCGUGGGAUCACACGGUGCGAUUGUUCAGAGCGAGCGACGGUGCACUGGUAAAGAGGCUUUGGGAGCACGCAGGCGCGCAUGUACGCCAUCUGGCCUUCUCUCCCGAUGGAGAGACGCUUUGGUCUGGAGCAGAUGAUGGGUCGGUGUCUGGGCGCCGACUCAGCAACAUCAUCGACGCAUGA
This is a messenger RNA of Dichomitus squalens LYAD-421 SS1, 1041 nucleotides long. RefSeq names its product WD40 repeat-like protein. The coding region runs from base 322 to 1041 and encodes 239 amino acids. Gene Ontology annotation, molecular function: protein binding. Lineage: Eukaryota; Fungi; Basidiomycota; Agaricomycetes; Polyporales; Polyporaceae. The record is from RefSeq and is a predicted model, not a curated record. The transcript has 3 exons.